This is a messenger RNA of Eleginops maclovinus (Patagonian blennie), 4882 nucleotides long. It is a transcript of the gene sf3b3, whose product is annotated as splicing factor 3b, subunit 3. The transcript is spliced from 27 exons. Gene Ontology annotation, cellular component: nucleus; U2 snRNP. Gene Ontology annotation, biological process: mRNA splicing, via spliceosome. Gene Ontology annotation, molecular function: protein binding; U2 snRNA binding. The coding region runs from base 180 to 3833 and encodes 1217 amino acids. Lineage: Eukaryota; Metazoa; Chordata; Actinopteri; Perciformes; Eleginopidae. The record is from RefSeq and is a predicted model, not a curated record.
GGACGAAGGACCCACAAACGGCGGCUCAUCGUUGAGUUUUAAUGGAAACUGUUAGUUCAAAUGAUACUUUAUCCAUCUGAAAUCUGAGACAUCAUAUCAAACACGCCGGUUUGAGCUGGGCAUAGUGCUCUGUUUGCAGCCCCUGAAGAUCCUUGUGGGAAAACCACAGAAAGGGAGCCAUGUUUCUGUACAACAUCACCCUGCAGCGUGCCACUGGCAUCACCCAUGCCAUCCAUGGAAACUUUUCAGGAACCAAGAUGCAGGAAAUCGUUGUUUCCAGGGGAAAGAUCAUAGAAUUAUUGCGGCCAGAUGCCAACACGGGAAAGGUUCACACUCUGCUCACAGUGGAGGUGUUUGGUAUCGUUAGAUCCCUGAUGGCUUUCAGACUCACCGGAGGAACCAAAGACUACAUUGUUGUUGGAAGUGACAGUGGACGUAUUGUCAUCCUGGAAUAUCAUCCAUCAAAAAACAUGUUUGAGAAGAUCCACCAGGAAACGUUUGGAAAGAGCGGCUGCAGGCGCAUCGUCCCCGGACAGUUCCUGGCUGUGGACCCAAAAGGCAGAGCUGUUAUGAUAGGAGCGACAGAGAAACAGAAGCUGGUUUAUAUUCUGAACAGAGAUGCAGCUGCGAGGCUCACCAUCUCCUCUCCACUGGAAGCCCACAAAGCCAACACACUGGUGUACCACGUAGUGGGAGUUGACGUCGGAUUUGAAAACCCAAUGUUUGCCUGCCUCGAGAUGGACUAUGAGGAAGCUGACAGUGACCCGACAGGAGAAGCUGCCGCCAACACGCAACAGACGCUCACCUUUUACGAGCUGGACCUCGGGUUGAAUCACGUUGUGCGAAAGUACAGCGAGGCUUUGGAAGAGCAUGGAAACUUCCUCAUCACUGUUCCUGGUGGUUCAGAUGGUCCGAGUGGAGUUCUGAUCUGCUCCGAAAACUACAUCACCUACAAGAACUUUGGAGACCAGCCAGACAUUCGCUGUCCUAUCCCGAGACGCAGGAACGACCUGGAUGACCCGGAGCGUGGCAUGAUUUUUGUCUGCUCAGCAACUCAUAAGACCAAGUCCAUGUUCUUCUUCCUGGCCCAAACUGAGCAGGGAGACAUCUUUAAGGUUACUCUGGAAACCGAUGAGGAAAUGGUCACAGAAAUCCGGCUGAAAUACUUUGACACGAUCCCCGUGGCAACAGCCAUGUGUGUCCUGAAGACUGGCUUCUUGUUUGUGUCUUCAGAAUUUGGAAACCACUACCUUUACCAGAUUGCUCACUUGGGUGACGAUGACGAGGAGCCUGAGUUCUCCUCUGCAAUGCCCCUGGAGGAGGGAGACACCUUCUUCUUCCAGCCCCGCCCCCUCAAGAACCUUGUGCUGGUGGACGAACAGGAGAACUUAUCCCCCAUCAUGACCUGCCAGAUUGCUGAUUUGGCCAAUGAAGAUACACCACAGUUGUACGUUGCCUGUGGACGAGGACCACGGUCUACUCUGAGGGUCCUUAGACAUGGACUGGAGGUAUCAGAGAUGGCUGUGUCUGAGCUGCCCGGUAACCCCAACGCUGUGUGGACAGUACGCAGACAUGUAGAAGAUGAGUUUGACGCCUACAUCAUCGUAUCUUUCGUGAACGCUACUCUGGUUCUGUCCAUCGGAGAGACUGUAGAGGAAGUGACAGAUUCUGGAUUCCUGGGAACCACGCCCACUCUCUCCUGCUCGCUGCUCGGUGAAGACGCCCUGGUGCAGGUGUACCCAGACGGUAUCCGCCACAUCCGAGCAGACAAGCGUGUGAACGAGUGGAAGACUCCCGGCAAGAAAACCAUUGUGCGCUGUGCUGUGAACCAGCGACAGGUUGUCAUCGCUCUCACUGGAGGGGAGCUGGUCUACUUUGAGAUGGACCCGUCUGGCCAGCUGAAUGAGUACACCGAGCGUAAGGAGAUGUCUGCAGACGUGGUGUGUAUGAGCCUGGCUAACGUCCCUCCUGGUGAGCAGCGCUCUCGUUUCCUGGCUGUGGGUCUGGUUGACAACACCGUGCGAAUCAUCUCCCUGGACCCUUCGGACUGCCUCCAGCCGUUGAGUAUGCAGGCCCUGCCAGCCCAGCCUGAGAGUCUGUGUAUUGUUGAGAUGGGAGGAGUGGAGAAACAGGAUGAACUCGGAGAAAAGGGAACCAUCGGCUUCCUCUACCUCAACAUAGGGCUCCAGAAUGGUGUGCUGCUGAGGACUGUGCUGGAUCCGGUGACGGGCGACCUGUCAGACACCAGAACCCGCUACCUGGGGUCACGACCUGUCAAGCUCUUCAGAGUCAGGAUGCAGGGGCAGGAAGCUGUGCUGGCAAUGUCCAGUCGCUCCUGGCUGAGCUACUCAUACCAGUCACGCUUCCAUCUGACCCCGCUGUCCUACGAGACUCUGGAGUAUGCCUCUGGCUUUGCCUCCGAGCAGUGCCCUGAAGGCAUAGUGGCCAUUUCCACCAACACACUGAGAAUCUUGGCUUUGGAGAAACUGGGAGCAGUCUUCAACCAGGUGGCCUUUCCUCUGCAGUACACUCCGAGGAAGUUUGUAAUCCACCCGGAGACCAACAACCUUAUUUUGAUCGAGACCGACCACAAUGCCUACACUGAGGCAACCAAAGCCCAGAGGAAGCAACAAAUGGCUGAGGAAAUGGUGGAGGCUGCCGGUGAGGAUGAAAGAGAACUGGCCGCUGAGAUGGCUGCUGCCUUCCUCAACGAGAACCUCCCAGAAGCUAUUUUCGGUGCACCUAAAGCCGGAGCAGGACAGUGGGCCUCACUGGUGCGCCUCGUCAACCCCAUACAGGGUACAACACUGGACCAGGUGCAGCUGGAACAGAAUGAAGCUGCGUUCAGUGUUGCAGUGUGUCGUUUCCCCAACACAGGAGAUGAUUGGUACGUCCUGGUGGGCGUUGCCAGAGACAUGAUUCUCAACCCCAGAUCAGUGAGCGGUGGAUUUAUCUACACCUAUCGGCUCAUCAGCGGAGGGGAGAAACUGGAGUUUGUGCACAAAACCCCAGUCGAGGACGUCCCUUUGGCUAUUGCUCCAUUCCAGGGUCGAGUCCUGGUGGGAGUGGGUAAACUGUUGAGAAUUUACGACCUGGGCAAGAAGAAGCUGCUUCGCAAAUGUGAAAACAAGCACGUUCCCAACCUGGUGACCAGCAUCCACACCAUCGGCCAGCGUGUGAUCGUGACUGACGUUUCCGAGAGCCUUUUCUGGGUACGUUACCGACGCAACGAGAACCAGCUCAUCAUCUUCGCCGAUGACACGUACCCCCGCUGGGUGACCACGGCCUGUCUGCUUGACUACGACACCAUGGCCGCCGCUGACAAGUUUGGGAACAUCAGUAUCGUGCGCCUUCCGCCCAACACCAGCGAUGAUGUAGAUGAAGACCCCACUGGGAACAAAGCAUUAUGGGACAGAGGCCUCCUUAAUGGAGCAUCACAGAAGGCUGAAGUGAUUAUGAACUACCACGUAGGAGAGACCGUGUUAUCCCUUCAGAAAACCACUCUGAUCCCUGGAGGCUCCGAGUCCAUGGUCUACACCACUCUGUCCGGAGGCAUCGGCAUUCUGGUCCCAUUCACGUCACAUGAGGACCAUGACUUCUUCCAGCAUUUAGAGAUGCACAUGCGCUCCGAGUUCCCCCCACUGUGCGGCAGAGACCACCUCAGCUUCAGAUCGUAUUACUUCCCAGUCAAGAAUGUGAUUGACGGAGAUCUCUGCGAGCAGUUUAACAGCAUGGACCCUCACAAGCAGAAAAGUGUGGCAGAGGAACUGGACAGAACACCGCCUGAGGUGUCUAAGAAACUGGAGGACAUUCGCACUCGCUACGCCUUCUAAUCAUACACCCUCAUGCAGCAGGACACACACACACACACACACACACACACACACACACCCUUCAGCACCACGUUAAGUUCAGGAAACAAAUUGAUGGAUUUCUAUGUGAGCAGACACACACCUUAUUACGCAGAAACAAACCGCAAGACGUCACAUGGUUUUGAUUCCCGUACAUUGCAAGUCACACAUAUCUCAACCUUGUAACACAAACACCCGCAAUUAAAACUAUGAGUGUGCAAACGUUCAGUAUUUCCGUCAUUACCUGGAAACAUGGCAGGAACUGUCGGGCCAGUUCAGCCUUCUUACAUUGCUAGACCGUUAAAUUACCUUGAUUAAGACAAACAGCAGUGUGAAUGUCACUCACCACACUCAGUCAUACGUGUUAUUCACACAUAUGUGUGAACAGAAACUGAGGAGCAACUGUCAUCUGCACCUCAAGUACAUGCAACCAAAAUCUUUUUCUCACAAGUGAAAACUUUUUAUUUAAAAGCCAAGCAGAGAAAUCUAGUUGUGUAGAGAGGGAUGUCAAGCUGAAAGCUAAGAAAUGUUUUUGUAUCUGUUAUUUAGCACAACGGUGUGUUUGUCCUUUUUAAUCUCAGCUGAACGAAACAUGUUUUUGUAUGGUAAGAUCUUUUUGUAUGUGUAUUGAUUUAGAAUUAUGCCAUGAUGCAUAUACCAUAGUCCAGGAGGGUAUCAUUAAAUCUUUCUUAUCCCCUUGCCCUACCUGUGUUUGACAUGUCAGCCUCAUUAAAGCAUAUUGCUUACUUGCAACUGGGAACCAAACAGAAGCCAACGUCUGACCCACGUUUCGAGAAGUGUUGCCAUACUGUGGCAUUAGACGUCAGCCGGACUCAGACUAAAUAAGUGGGUGGAAGAACUCCGAAGGUUUGCACUGGGUGUUGUUCUUCUCAGUCCUGUAAAUUCCCAACCUCAGCCACAGGCUCAGACAUAGCAUUCCUCAGUAGUCACUGAAUUUAGGGGUUUGUGGGAUGGGGGACGUGAUCUGUUUUUUGUAAAUAAAGUUGUUGUUUUUUUGUGCUUUUAUAAAA